GCGAUCCUGGAGGCUGAGACGGCAAGAUGGCGGCGCGGGUGGCGUUUGGAGCUGUGUGCCGGCGUCUUUGGCAGGGUUCGAGGAACUUUUCUGUAAACAGUCCUAAGAGCAGUACAGCCAACAGUGGUGGCUUUCUUCUCAGUACCAAUAUGAAGUGGGUACAGUUUUCAAACCUACACAUUGACGUGCCCAAGGAUGUGACUAAGCCUACGAUAACCGUUUCUGAUGAACCAGACACGUUAUAUAAGCGCCUGUCAGUUUUAGUAAAGGGCCAUGAUAAGGCUGUAUUGGACAGUUAUGAAUAUUUUGUCGUGCUUGCUGCUAAAGAACUUGGUAUCUCUAUUAAAGUACAUGAACCUCCAAGGAAAAUAGAACGAUUUACUCUUCUCAAAUCAGUGCAUAUUUUCAAGAAGCACAGAGUUCAGUAUGAGAUGAGAACACUGUAUAGAUGUUUAGAGUUAGAACGUCUAACUGGAAGUACAGCAGAUGUCUACUUGGAAUAUAUUCAGCGAAACUUACCUGAAGGAGUAGCCAUGGAAGUUACAAAGACAAAAUUAGAACGGUUGCCAGAACACAUCAAGGAGCCAAUCUGGGAGACGAUACCAGAGGAAAAAGAAGAAAGCAAGUCCCAAAGUCUCAGAGAGACCACUUGUGCUGGCGUUUGAAAUGAGGAUGGGCCAGAAAUGCUUGUUGAGAUGGACG
Molecule: messenger RNA, 702 nt
Organism: Ceratotherium simum simum (southern white rhinoceros)
Lineage: Eukaryota; Metazoa; Chordata; Mammalia; Perissodactyla; Rhinocerotidae
Gene: MRPS10
Product: mitochondrial ribosomal protein S10
Biological process (GO): translation
Cellular component (GO): mitochondrial small ribosomal subunit; mitochondrion; ribosome
Molecular function (GO): structural constituent of ribosome
Source: RefSeq, a predicted model, not a curated record